Messenger RNA from Racocetra fulgida, 636 nucleotides. Lineage: Eukaryota; Fungi; Glomeromycota; Glomeromycetes; Diversisporales; Gigasporaceae. The record is from the annotation of a GenBank genome assembly.
GCAAUAUACGAGUUCUUGAUUCCUCUGAAUUCAGUGAUUUCACUAGGAUUGGUAAAGGUGGUCACAGUACUGUUUAUUCGGCUGAAUACCGUGGAACAAAGAUUGCAGUUAAAGAAAUCAAAUCUGAAGACGUUAGAGCAUUUACUAAUGAGGUAAAGCAACUCAUGGCAGUUAAUAAUGAAAAUUAUAUAAUCGGAUUUAUAGGAAUUAUCGAAAUAAAUAAUUAUAUGAUAGUAUUACAAUAUGCAAAUGGCGGGUCCUUACGAAAUUAUUUAAAAAGUCAUAAAACCCGCGAACAUAUUUUUAGAAUUUCGUGUGCAGAGGUUAUUCUAAUUGCGGGACAAGUCAUUCUCGGGCUGAAAUAUUUGCAUAAUAAUAAUAUCGCUCAUGGAGACUUGCUUACUAGUGGAACUCGGCCCUUUUUGAACGUUCGUAAUAAAGCUUCUUUAAUUCUAUAUAUUGCAUUAGGCAAACGGGAGAAAACUAUUCCUGGCACACCUUCAAAUUAUGCAAAAAUUUAUAAAAAGUGCUGGAAAACUAAUCCGAAAAAGCGUCCGAAGCUAGAUGUAAUUUUAUAUAAAAUUCAACAAUCAGAAAAAAAAAUUGAUAUUGUUAACGAAAUUAGAUGCUUAGCGG